Molecule: messenger RNA, 3558 nt
Organism: Moneuplotes crassus
Lineage: Eukaryota; Ciliophora; Spirotrichea; Euplotida; Euplotidae
Source: the annotation of a GenBank genome assembly
AAAUAUUUGAAUUUGAAAUAAGAAAAAUGAAUUCAUUAAUUGAAGCAGCAGAAAAGAAGUUUGACACAACCCUGUCCUCUGGCAGCAGGAUUAAAGUAGCAAUGAGAGUGCUGAAAGUUGCGCUAUUUAAAAGGGUCCUGACCUCCCAAGAAGGUUGUCAGGCUGACAACUCUGUAAUGAAGUACCUGGAAGAUACUGUUAGCGGUUUAGGCGACUCUUGUGAACAGGAUCAGAGAGUUUUUAUCAAUUUACUCCAUGUUUUCUAUUUUGAAAAUGCAUUAAGACCUACAGAGGACCUCACAUUGCUGUCGGGUCUGAUCAGAGCAACUCUUAAGAUGAAAAAGAAUAAUGACGUUAAGAAAUUAAUCAAUAUUGGAUUAGAUAAAGAUUUCUUAACUCAAGAAAAUCCAGACAAUGAAGAAGAGACCAAGUUAAAAUCAGAAUUUUUCGAGACUUGUUCAUACGCCUUUAAUAUGACCAGGAACAUUGACAUGGCUACUUCCUUGUUGAGAAAUGUAGAGCAGAGAAGUGAUAUGGACUUCAGUUUGUACCUGUUCAACAACAUCAUUGAGUGUUGUAUGAAGUGCAAAAAGGACCACCUCGCUGAAGGUCUGUUAACUGAGUACACUGAGAAUGUUGACUCCCAGAUAAGGAGCAACCAUGCUAUUCUUUGCACACUCAUUACUGGAUACUGCAAACUCAACAAAGUUAACGAAGCUCUCGGGGUUUAUUCAAGUGAAUUCAAAACAAAUGAUUCUGAUGAAGAAACUGAGAAGAAAUAUUUAACGACUUCCGCGCUAAAUGCGCUUUUAGAAGGAUCUGUUAAAAUUGGAAAUAUUGCAGUAGCAGAAUUUAUCUUCGACCACCAUGCCCAAGCACCAGGAGUUAUUGACAUCAGCUCUGUCUCUAUCCUCAUCAAAGGAUACUGCAACAUAAACUCAAUGGAGAAGGCGAUGGCUUUAUGCGAUUCUAUUGAGAAAUACGCUGUUGAGUAUGAUACACUAUUCUUUGAGUAUUUCUUAGAAGGAUGCGCAAACAAUUCGAACAUUGAUAUGGCUUUUAAAAUUCUCCAAAUGAUGAAAGAGAAGAGCAUCACAGUCUCUAAGCUGGCCUACAACUCUGUCAUUAAGGCUUGAGUUUCAUGCAGAAAUAUGAACCGUGCCUGGGAAGUUAUAGAAAUCAUGGAAGGGCAAGGUGUGAAGCCAGAUAGAUAUAGCUACUGUUUCUUAAUCAAAGGAAUCAAGCAUUAUAAACAAAAGAAUCAUCUCAAGAGAGCUUUCGAAAUUGUGUUUAACUGGGACCCAUUAGAAGAGAUUAAAGAGGCCACCAAAGAUCAUUCUAAGAAGCCUGACUACAAGUAUUCAAAGGCAAAGAACCAAGAGAACCACCACUAUCUGUAUAAUGUACUCCUUAACGCUUGUAUAAACUGUGGAGAUAUGGAUAAGGCCCUGAAAUUGUUGGAAAAAAUGAACCAAAAUGGUGAAGGAGCCAGACCAGAUGAAAUUUCAUACAACACCAUUAUCAAGGGAUGUGCUAAGGCAAGAAAACUUGACAUUGCCUUUAAAAUUUUCUCUUCAAUGACUGAGAGUGGUCUCAAACCAAAUGAAGUUACUUUUAACUCUAUGAUAGAUGCUUGCGUUAGAUGUGGCAAGAUGGAUGAUGCUUGGGAUCUUUUCGACCAGAUGAAGGAAAGCGACGUUUCUCCAGAUAAUUUCACAUACAGCACCCUAAUCAAAGGAGAUCAGUUUAAAGACCCUUUCUUCCUAGAGAGAGCUUUCAAUUUAUUAAAUCAAAUUAAAGAAAGGAACGAGAAGCCAGAUGAAAUAGUUUACAACUGCUUAAUUGAUGCUUGCUUCAAACAUAAGGAUAAUAGAGCAUUUGCACUUUUUAAUGAAAUGCAAAUGGCUAAUAUCACCCCUUCAAGUGUGACUUAUGGAAUCCUAAUCAAGGCCUAUGGACAAGAGAACCAACUUGAUAAUGCCUUCAAUGCUUUUAUAAAGAUGAGGGAGCUUGGCCUUUACCCUAAUGAUGUUACCUACGGAUGCCUUCUUGAUGCUUGCAUCAGGAACAACAAUCUCACUAAAGCUGAAGAGGUUUUCAGUUCGAUGCAGAGUGAUGGAGCUCAUAUGAACACGAUCAUCUACACUACAAUGAUUAAGGGAUAUGUGAAAGCUCAUAAAUUACCAGAGGCUCUUAAAAUUUACGAAACAAUGAAGUCUGAUGAAAAUAAUAUGCCUAACAGCAUUACUUACAACUCGCUCAUCGACUGCUGUGUUAGAUGUAACGAUAUGAAGAAAGCAUCCUUCCUAUUCAACGAGAUGAAAGAAUGGAAAGUCAGACCUGACCUCAUCACUUUCUCUACCAUGAUCAAGGGGUACUGCAAAGAUCAUUCUAUCCAGAAAGCUUUCCAGAUCUUGAAAAUUAUGGAAAAGGAGAAAAUCAAGCCAGAUGAGGUUCUAUUUAACAGUCUGUUAGAUGGGUGCUUCAAGGCAAAUGAAAUUGAUCUAGCUCUCACUGUUUACGAAACCAUGAAAUCUCAGAAAAUAACUCCUUCAAAUGUGACUUUUAGCAUCCUAGUAAAGAUCUAUGGAAGAUCUAGACAGCUCUCCAAGGCCCUAAACAUCCUUGAAGAGAUGAAAGAACUUAGAAUAAAACCAGGAAUGAUUGUGUAUACAUGCAUUAUUCAGACAUGUAUUAAAGCCAAGCAGAUCAACACAGCAUUAGAGAAAUUUGAUGAAAUGAAAAUGCAUAGGAUCAAGCCAGACUACAUUCUCUAUCAAACCCUCUUGAAAGGAUGUAUCCAAUUCAAAAAGUAUGAUCAAGGGAUUCAAGUAUUAGAAGAUGCCAUCUGUAAUAAUAUUUCUCCGAACAGAGAAGUUACAGAUCCCCUUUUCGAGGGUUACUUGUCUCGCAAUUCAGAGACUAGAAAACAGGCAGUUGAGAAGCUCAAAUCCAAGCUAAAGCGUGGUAGAUUUUCUCAAAACAAGAAGGCCCCACAGAAGUAUCAAAAAUAUCAAAAACCGUACCAAAAGAACCGCGAUUUUGCUCCAAAUGAUCAAAAGAAACCCCAAAAGGGAAAAGACUACCAGAGUUUCCAAAAAUCUAAAAAGCCUCAAUCCUACCAGAAUUGGCCUAAACCAGCUCUAAAAUCGUGCCAGAAACCAUUUGUCCCCUCAAACAAAUCUUGGAGAACCCCUGUGCCCGCUUCUUCCCACUCAGUCCCUUACGAAGAAUCCAAAACCUCCCAAAUAAAGUUGAAGCCCACUCAAAGAGUGUUCUAUCCUCCUUCAAAGCCCACUUCGUCCUAUUCCAAGCCAAUGCCCAUUGAGGACAAAGAGAAUAUUCACGAUGCAGAAAUCCUUAACAAAAACUCCAGUAGUUCAAUCCCAGAAUCUAAGGUUCCUCAGGAAGCCAUCCUUUCACAGAGGAAAGUUACGAGCAAUAAUUAGAAGCCAGAGACUUCAAAAAGAAGUACUCUGUAAUGAAGAAACCACAAAAAAUCCAAUUUGUGGCCAAUAAGUGAAAUUCUUAUUGUGAUAAUUCAUCCAACCUAAAAUA